AUGAUAAGACAAUCACUGAAAUACAGAAAGACAUUAACAGUCUUGGGCAUUCUGUGUACAUUGCUUUUAUUCUUGAUUCUUUCAAAAGACAACAAAAUCAAUGGAAUGCACCAAAGUGUAGAUGAUAUUCAGGACUUAAAUUACAGAGGUUUUAACCAGCGACCAAAGAAGGAUAAAUUUAUUAUCAUAGAAAAUAAAAUGGAAGGACAAAUGGAGUCAAACAGUAAGGAUGAUGGUACAAAGCAAGAGUUAUUAGAGGCCAAAACAAGAAUUGAGCAGUUAGAAAAAAAAAUUGCUAUCCUUGAAGGGAGAAUGCCACAAAAGUAUCCAGAAGUUAAAUAUCUUGGAUACAAAGAGAGGAAAAGAAUAUUGGUAACAGGCGGAGCAGGGUUUGUCGGUUCACAUCUAAUUGAUGUACUUAUGACACAAGGCCAUGAAGUUAUUGUAGUGGACAAUUUCUUCACGGGCCGCAAACGAAAUGUUGAACACUGGUUCGGCCACCGCAACUUCGAAAUGAUUCAUCAUGACAUAGUUAAUCCACUUUAUGUAGAGGCAGACGAAAUAUAUCACCUAGCUAGUCCAGCAAGUCCACCGCAUUAUAUGCAAAAUCCUGUAAAGACAAUCAAGACUAAUACAUUAGGAACUAUUAAUAUGUUAGGACUAGCACGUCGCGUUGGAGCUAAAAUAUUAAUCGCAAGCACAUCCGAAGUAUAUGGCGAUCCCAUGGUGCAUCCACAACCAGAAUCUUAUUGGGGUCACGUUAAUCCUAUAGGGCCACGAGCGUGUUACGACGAAGGCAAGAGAGUAGCGGAAACAUUGGCGUACGCUUACGCCAAACAAGAGAAAGUGUCUGUACGAGUUGCCAGAAUAUUCAACACAUACGGACCGCGGAUGCAUGUGUCUGACGGCCGUGUGGUGUCCAACUUUAUCAUGCAAGCUAUACAAAACUUAACUAUUACAGUGUAUGGUAAUGGGAAGCAGACCCGCUCAUUUUGCUACGUUUCUGAUCUCAUCGAUGGCUUGUUAGGGCUGAUGGCGUCCAGCUACACGUUACCUGUCAACCUUGGCAACCCUGUCGAACAUACUAUAGAAGAAUUUGCCAUGAUAAUUAAGAAUCUAGUCCCGGGAUGUAGGAGCAUGGUGGCAACAGGCGCGGCGGUCGAGGACGACCCACAGCGUCGCCGCCCGGACAUUACCGUCGCCGAGGAACACUUGGGGUGGAAACCUAAAGUCUCGUUACAAGUUGGCUUACAACGAACCAUCGAUUACUUUAAGGAAGAAUUGUCGAGAACCACGUUUCUUAAUAAUCAAACUUACAUGGACAUGAAGAGCCAUCACUAA
Molecule: messenger RNA, 1341 nt
Organism: Arctia plantaginis
Lineage: Eukaryota; Metazoa; Arthropoda; Insecta; Lepidoptera; Erebidae
Source: the annotation of a GenBank genome assembly